AUGAAGCACGUCAUUGCCUCCCUCGCCGCGCUGGCCAGCUUGUUCAGCCAAACCAUGGCCUUGAAAAACAACGGAGUGUACGCAAUCGUAUCCCCACGCUCUGGAGAUGUUUGGGGAAUCCAAAACUCCAUCGGUGUUAAGCAUCGGGUCGAGUUGGUACACCCGGAAGACAAACACGCCGAGCACUGGCGUCUAGUCGCCUCCGGUCCCGACUUCCUCAUACAGAACGUUUACACCCAGGGGAUGCUCUCAUGCCCGAAGGAACAUCCCUGCGAAGUGGACACCCUUGGAAACAACGCACAGCUUUUCAAAGCCAUUCAGAAUGAUGACGGGACCUUCAUCUUCCACCCCGAGGGGACUCCACUGGUGGUAGCAGCUGGGGAGGAUAAUGAGUUGGCGGCCCAUCCUUCGGAUCCAUCACUUGAUGCGGUCUUCCUUCUUCGUCCAGUCGAGCAAGAAUGUGAGUCACUAUAUUUAAUUUACUUUGUUAUUUAA
This is a messenger RNA of Penicillium mononematosum, 495 nucleotides long. RefSeq lists its product as uncharacterized. Bases 1 to 495 code for a protein of 164 amino acids. The transcript has a single exon. The record is from RefSeq and is a predicted model, not a curated record. NCBI's taxonomy places the organism in Eukaryota, Fungi, Ascomycota, Eurotiomycetes, Eurotiales, Aspergillaceae.